Molecule: messenger RNA, 312 nt
Organism: Linnemannia hyalina
Lineage: Eukaryota; Fungi; Mortierellomycota; Mortierellomycetes; Mortierellales; Mortierellaceae
Source: the annotation of a GenBank genome assembly
AUGUCUGGCCGCGGUAAAGGUGGAAAGGGUCUCGGAAAGGGCGGUGCCAAGCGUCACCGCAAGAUUCUUCGCGACAACAUCCAGGGAAUCACCAAGCCCGCCAUUCGUCGUCUCGCCCGUCGUGGUGGUGUCAAGCGUAUCUCUGGCCUCAUCUACGAGGAGACCCGCUCCGUCCUCAAGGUCUUCCUCGAGAACGUCAUCCGUGACGCCGUCACCUACACUGAGCACGCCAAGCGCAAGACCGUCACCUCCCUCGAUGUCGUCUACGCCCUCAAGCGCCAGGGACGCACCCUCUACGGUUUCGGCGGAUAA